CUAGGUGGCGGUAAUGCACCUUGACGGUGUUUGCCAACCGCCAAUCAAACCCAAAGAAGAAGAAGAAGAAGACCGUCUGUGCUGUAAACACGUGUGAGUGAACCAGAGGAUCUGUGACCAGUUUAACUGAUUCCUAUUUCACACACAAUGGCAAAAAGUCUCCGAAGCAAAUGGAAGAAGAAGAUGCGUGCAGAGAAGAGGAAGAAGAACGCCCCCAAGGAGCUGGCUCGUCUGAAACAGGCUCUGAGUCUGGAUAAGAAAGGAGAAGCCGUCAUGGCGGAUGUGGAGGAGAUCGCCACUGUGGUGCCCGCCUCCAAGAUCAAGAAGCAGAAAGAUGAGGAGAUGGGGGAGGCAGAGGGAGAGGGAGACGAAGGGACGAUGGACAUGGACAGCAAGCGUAACAAGAAAACACUGUUGGAUGAGAACGGUCAGUACCCCGUGUGGAUGAAUCAGAGGCAGGCGAAGAAACUGAAAGGCAAACGGAUUGGAAAGAAAGGAGGUCAGGGCAAGAAGAAGAAGGGGAUCUCCUGGUGAGAGGAAGGAGAGGACAGAAGGACUCUGACUCGCCUUAAAGACUGUUGAUGCAGAAACAGAGUCAGGUCAUGAAUCCUGUCAGACGUGAUCUCUGUUAUUUCUGUGAUUAAAUGUCACUCUGCUCUGUGGAUCAUGACGACACUCGUGGUCGUUCAUCAGAGCCUGUAAAAUGACUCGCUGUAAGAAGAUGUUUAUUCUUACAGGAGAGCGGAUUCUCCUGGGUUGGGACAAGUUUCAACAAAGUGAAACUUGUACAAAGUCUGACUUGUCUUACUCGCAGCCCUCUGAUGUGUAUCGAAUAUUGUCAACCCCUGAUAAAAAAUCCCAGAUGAAUAGUUUGUGUUGUUUGGUAGUUUUGUCUUUUAUAAUUUCAACAUGAAAAUACAAUAAAACUAUUUGAACGCUAA
Messenger RNA from Notolabrus celidotus (New Zealand spotty), 941 nucleotides. It is a transcript of the gene llph, whose product is annotated as LLP homolog, long-term synaptic facilitation factor. The record is from RefSeq and is a predicted model, not a curated record. Gene Ontology annotation, cellular component: nucleolus. Lineage: Eukaryota; Metazoa; Chordata; Actinopteri; Labriformes; Labridae. Gene Ontology annotation, molecular function: RNA binding. Gene Ontology annotation, biological process: dendrite extension. The coding region runs from base 148 to 534 and encodes 128 amino acids. The transcript has 3 exons.